Messenger RNA from Rana temporaria (common frog), 5403 nucleotides. RefSeq names its product probable ATP-dependent RNA helicase DDX60. The transcript has 39 exons. Gene Ontology annotation, cellular component: cytoplasm. The record is from RefSeq and is a predicted model, not a curated record. The coding region runs from base 199 to 5394 and encodes 1731 amino acids. NCBI's taxonomy places the organism in Eukaryota, Metazoa, Chordata, Amphibia, Anura, Ranidae. Gene Ontology annotation, molecular function: ATP binding; nucleic acid binding.
AGAGGGUGGGAGGCUCCAUGCUCAGCAUCUGCUCUAUAACUGCCAGCAGCUUCUCCUCAGCCCUGAGACUGAAUUCUCUGGACUAACUCACAGCUCACAAGUCCGCCAAGGAGAGGAAUCGGCUGGUUCUGUUCCCAGUACUAGGGUAGCAGUGUGUGUGCUCAAAACGCUACAAAUUAACUAAGGGAGAUCUACAUCAUGGCCACAGACAAACCCAGAAAAAAGAGAGGCAAAAAUAAAAAUGACCCAUGCAUUACAGAAGAACAGUUUUCUGAGCCAAGUAAACCAACUGCCAGCAAUGAUCAUCCUUCUAGCCCUGGAAGAAGAUUUGCAAUUCAAAUGUCAGAGCUGUCAGAGCAUAAUGAUUUUCUUUUUGGAAUGGCAAGCUUUCUCAUGGAGCAGUUAUCAAGAGCCAAGUUUGAAAGUUUGCUUAAUGAUUACAUGGAAUCUGAACUAUUUGUGAUUGAUGGAGAUUCUUUAAUUAUUACAUGUGUUACAAAUGAAUCUCUGAGGAGAGGACAGAAUUUGCAUUUCUUUUUCUUGGUGGAACGUUUUCUACUCAAUUUGACAAAUAAGGGAGCAAAAUACAGCAUUGUAUUUUUCAAUGAUAUGGAACAUUUGUAUACUGGAUGUCCUGACCUUAUCUCUUUACGCUCCCAACUUAUGUUGCAUCUUGAAAAUAAUACAGACAUAACUGUACAUUACUUUUCCAACUUUCUAUGUGAGCAAUGGAGGGAGUUUAUCAACCAUCAGGCUCUUUAUUUUGUGAUGGUUUGUGAUGAAGGACUAAACAAUGAGCAGACAUGUUUUUUGAAUCUCUUGAUCCUUCAUGCACUUGGAAACCAAAUAAAUGUUGUUCUUACAGCUGGACAGGACUCUGAUAAUCUCAGGGCUUUUGGCUACCAUGUGAGUGCCACAUUUCAUCAUAGAGCAUAUCUGCAAAAGAAUGGUGCAAAGAUAAAGAAAGUUUUUCAAAAGCUAAUUACAAGUUUCCAAACACCUGAGAGAAGUGAAUGUUUACCCUAUAUGCAACAUAUGGAAAAAGUAAAAAAACAGGUUUAUCAUGAGAUUUUUCUUCUUAGAAUGCAUUUAAGUGAUGGAUCAGACAUACGCAUACUCAUAUGUGCAAUUUCAUGUUCUAUGACAUUAAGAAUAUUUAAUGAGGCGCAAAGGACACCACAGGGUGAUGUUCGAUUCUUGGCAAUAGAUGAAGUGGCUGACCUAUGUAGAAUGAUGUGUCUUAGUGAGGCUUUAAUGAUUGUUCUGCCUAUUUCUCAAAGAGCAAAAUCUAGGCUCAUAAAUGCUAACUGGAACAUGGAAGCUGCCUUCAUUUUAAAUAUGCUAAAAAGAUGUGAAGCUUUUGCCUUAAACCUUCUAAGAACUCAAUGUAAAAAACUGGCUGAAUCAAUAAACUGGACUUAUAUAUCCAACCUCAGUGAUGAUUUACUGCUGAAAAACAUUGCCUAUUACUGUGAAAAAGAGAUGUCCACUGAUUGUGUUCCAGAUAUACAUUUGGAAACCGGUGAGGAGAUUGAGCAGGUGUUUAGACAUAUCUGGGAUACAACACUUCAGCUAAGUCAGUGUGGAAACCAAUUACAAUCAUAUCAACUUCGAACAACAACAAGACCCUUCCUUUCAGAGGAUGCUUCAGUUAAUGUGGACAUGGAAACAAUACAGAGUUUGGGACUAAUACCAGUGAGUUCCGAUAUAAUUGAUGACUAUGCUGGGGACAUUGUGAAUGAUUUAGCAGUGUUAACCAGUGACGAUCCGGCAUUGACAUCACUGGCCCGGGCUAAACCAUUUGAUGAACUCACACACUGGCAUUCCAGACGACCGCUCUCUGAUGACUAUGACAGAACAAAAUGGGCGCCAAUCAAGAAUGCUUAUGCCCUUAGAAGCUAUCAGAGAUUCCAGACUUUCCAACGAUUUUAUGGAAAAUCCUUAGGCAUGAGUAUGGCUAAACAGAUUGUAUUGAAAAGUAGUUUCACAGAAAUCAAUCAGAAAAUUCCCAAGGCUCAUGGACAGAAAAAAGGAACAAAGAUGAGCAAAAAAGACCAAAUAAUUGAAGAAAAUCUGAAGAAGAUCAGAACCCUGGAAGAGAAGAAGGAAAUUGAAAAGUGGAAAGCCAAAGCUUCAUCUCUUGCUGGAGAAAUAAGACGUGACAUCUUCUGUGGGAUGAGACAAGCAGAGCAGUUUAUCAGCUCAUUGCAGACAAAGUCUUUAAAACUUCAAGCACAGUUUCAUGCUCUUGAAACAUGUUUUGCACUGUGGGUUAACCACUGUAAAGCUAACACAGAUAAAGAAACAAGAGAUCAGAAAAUUGUUGUGGAAAUGAUGAAGCUAAUACAGGCUAUUGUUAAUGAUAACCAGGAAAUGUCACAAAGGGAAGAGCAAAAAAAGGUGUCUCCUUUUCUUAUUCACUUAGGAUUCGAAAACUUAGCCGAACAACUGCAUUACCUACAGGUAACCAGGUCUGAAAAUAAAGAGAGUAAGUAUGCAGUUGGAGUUGGGUCAUCUCGUUUCCAGAUGCAGUAUAUGGGUCCAUAUUUGAAGAAAGAUGAGAGAACAGAUCCAGAUCCAAGGAUUCAGCAUUUUAUACCAGAUACUUGGCAGAGGGAACUCCUUGAUGUGGUGGACAAUAAUGAAUCUGCUGUAAUAGUGGCUCCCACCUCUUCAGGAAAAACCUACGCCUCUUACUACUGCAUGGAGAAAGUGUUGACUGAAAGCAACGAUGGAGUUGUGGUCUAUGUUGCUCCUACUAAGGCUCUUGUAAAUCAAGUAGUGGCCACUGUAAUUAAUCAGUUCACCAAAGAUCUACCAAAAGGAAUUGCAUUAUGUGGGGUUUUCACAAGAGAUUAUCGAUGUGAUACGUUGAACAGCCAGGUGUUAGUAACAGUGCCACAGUGUUUGGAAAUCCUUCUAUUAUCUCCACAUCGACAGGCAUGGGUGAAUAGAAUCAAGUAUAUGAUAUUUGAUGAGGUGCAUUGCUUGGGAGGAGAGAUUGGAGCAGAAGUCUGGGAACACAUAUUGGCGAUGGUUCGUUGUCCAUUCCUGGCAUUAUCUGCAACAAUUAGCAAUCCAGAACACCUAACUGAGUGGCUACAGUCUGUCAAAAAAUACUGGGCACUACAUGAUGAAGCAAAGGAACAAAAAUUGCGGCCAAAAGCAGCUAAAAAUAAAGCAUUAAAAGCAGAAAGGAGAUCCUGUCGAGUUCGACUAGUUUUGCAUGACAGGAGAUACAAUGACUUGGAAAAAUAUGUGUGUUCUGAGGAAGAUGGUGAAAUUAAAUUUCAUCAUUACCAUCCAUGUGCUGCAUUAACAAUAUCACAAAUCCAGAAAAGUGGAAUUCCAAAAGAUCUGGCAUUCUCUCCACGGGAAAGUUUACAGCUCUAUGAUGCUAUGGUGACCAAACGGCCAGAAUGGCCCAGGAAAGCAGCACUGGAUCCAGAAAACAAUGUAUAUCUUAAGGACAAACUUGCCAUCACAAAAAUAGAUGCAGCCAAUUAUGAAGAAGAGGUGAAGAAAGAAUUGAGUGAAUGGGUUAAGAAAGGCUUCAAUGAUGAGGUCUCUCAGGUGCUCGGAAUCCUUGGACACUUCCUAUCUUCUGAAAGGAAACGCCAACCUAAUUUUCCAAACCUUGUUCAACGUUUAAGGCAACUUGAUAAACUACCUGCUUUAUUUUUUGCGUUCGAUAUUAAGUUAGUUGAAGAAUUAGCAAAGGAUCUGGGUCAGAAUCUGAUAAAGGAUUCGGAAACAAUGCAAACCCCGAAGAUUGUGAAAGAAAUGCAGAAACUGAAUAUGAAAGGAAAACGAAUAGAGAAGACCAUUAAGUCUUCAAGAAAAGAUGAGUCCUUUGUUAAAGAGGCCACAGCUGCAACUUUAAAACAAAAAUAUGAGAAAAUAUCCAAAGAAUUACCAGAAUGUAGCUAUGCUAAUUAUGGAGCAGUGGACAGUGAGACAUUACUGGAAAUGACUGAACAGAUAAAAACUGUGAGACAUUCAGAAGAGCUGAUAUCGCUGGCCGAAAGAGGCAUUGGAUACCAUCAUGGAUCCAUGGAUUAUAAAGCAAGACGUUUUGUUGAAAUGCUGUUCCGAAUGGGGCACAUCAGGGUUGUAACAGCUACUAGUUCUCUUGCACUGGGGAUCAACAUGCCAUGCAAAUCUGUGGUUUUCCUCAAAGAUUCCUCUUACCUGGAUGCACUGAACUACAGACAGAUGGCAGGGCGUGCUGGAAGAAGAGGACUGGAUUUAGAGGGAAACGUCUACUUUGUUAACAUUCCAAUGACAAAAGUGGAGAUGCUCAUCAAAUCCAAUGUUCCAGAACUAAGAGGCCAAUUUCCUCUGAGCAUUUCACUUGUUUUAAGACUAAUGUUGCUGGCAACCAAAGCAGAUGAUAAAGGGGACGCCAGAGCAAAGGUUUUAUCUGUUUUGAAACACUCACUCAUGUCAUUCAAGCAUCCCGUUAAGACUCAAAUGUUAAAGAUGUAUUUUGUGUUUUCUUUACAAUUCCUGGUCCAUGAGGGAUACCUGGAUACAGAGUGUGACCCCUUGGAAUUAACAGGACUAGUUACUCAUUUGCACUAUCAUGAACCAUCAAAUUUUUUGUUUGUCAGUUUCCUAAAAAAGGGACUCUUUCACAAGUUGUGUAAACCAAGCACUAAAUAUCCUGGCACAUUUCCAGAUUCUGUUAUGGAAACUUUAAUGCUGGUGUUGGCACACUUGUUUGGAAGAGAAUACAUUCUUUCACAGAAGAUGAAAUAUAUGGGUCCUUUCUUCCAAUCCAAGGUCUUUCUUGAGAAACUACCAGAUGAGUUUGCUGCUGUUGUGGAAGAACACAACAGGAAAGUUGCAUUAUUAUUUAGUCAGUGUAUUCUGACAGCUUCUAAACUGGCAAAUACAGAGAAGGAAUAUCAGCUUCCUCUCUCAAAAAUCAAUCUUUCAGGCAAGGAGUGCAUGAAUUCAGGACUGGUGGAUCAUCUGAUGUCACGCUCUGAAGGAAGAAGUGGAAUAUCACCAUUUGCCUGUCUUUCGGGAAACACUGAUCAUGACUUGAUGACCAUGAAAAAUGUAAACAGUAUGAUGUUGUCAACCAUUCAAAUUCCUGAGAAGUAUUUUCCAAUUUUUUAUUUGGAGAAAACUGAUGCAUGUGGAAGAGCAUUGACCCUUAACUCCUAUGCCCUUGACUUUUAUAAACAUGGUUCAAUAAAGGCAAUCGUUUCGGAUAACGGGUUUAUUGAAGGAGAUGCUUUUUACAAAUUAAGGGAUUUCUCACUUUCGAUUGCAGCCAUCAGCGUCUCCUUGAGGGAAAUGUGCGAAGAUAAAUAUGAUCCAGUUCCAUUGGCUUUUGAACAACUCCAACAAAAGUUCCGGCAGAAACUUGAUCUUGUAAAAUAAUUUUUUUUU